Molecule: messenger RNA, 222 nt
Organism: Sparassis crispa
Lineage: Eukaryota; Fungi; Basidiomycota; Agaricomycetes; Polyporales; Sparassidaceae
Exons: 1
Coding region: 1-222 (73 amino acids)
Source: RefSeq, a predicted model, not a curated record
AUGGCGGUGUACGACUUGCGUUUGCGUGGCGGAAGCCACACGGAUGCCGAGGCCGCCACGUUAGCUGCAUCCCUUGCACAUCGUGCGUCCGUGGGAUCGCGGCUGGGAAACUUGACUCUCGACACCGGCGAAUUCCCCGAGGAAGAGAGUGUCGAAGGGCUUCGUGCGGUUGUGGAUGUACUCGACUACACUAACUAUAGUGCCGAGAUCCAAAGGCUGUAG